AUGCUACUUGGUGUGGUAAGUCUUUAUGUCGAUGAUCUCAUCUACACAGGAAACUCAACAGUGAUGCUGGAAGAGUUUAAAGUCUCCAUGAUGAGUGAGUUCUCUAUGACUGAUCUGGGCAAGAUGAAGUACUUUCUGGGAGUGGAGGUUGUUCAGGAUGAGAAAGGCAUCUUCAUAAGUCAAAAGAAAUAUGCAGAAGAAACACUAAGGAAAUAUGGAAUGGAGGAGUGUAAUGCUGUUAAAAAUCCGAUGGUACCGGGCAACAAGUUGUCAAGAGAAGGAGCUGGAGAAGAGGUGAAUCCAACAACAUUUAAGCAACUCGUUAGGAGUCUGAGGUACCUCACUGCUACUAGGCCUGAUUUAAUUUAUUCAGUGAAUUUGGUCAGUAGAUAUAUGGAGAGACCAAAUGAGCAACAUAUGGCGACUGCAAAGAGGAUCUUGAGGUAUGUUCAGGGAACUCGAGAUUUUGGAAUUCAAUACAAGUACGGUGGAGAGCAGAAACUGGUCGGGUAUGUAGACAGUGACUAUGCAGGGGAUGUGGAUGAUUUCAAAAGCACUUUUGAAUAUGUGUUUAUGCUGGGUGGAGGUGCAGUUUCGUGGGUCUCAAAGAAGCAACCGAUUGUCACUCUAUCUACGACUGAAGCAGAGUUUGUUUCUGUAGCUUAUGGAGCUUGUCAUGCAGUAUGGCUCAGGAACAUUAUGGCUGAAAUUGGUUCUGAACAAAAGGAAGGUACUACUAUGUUCUGCGAUAACAGUUCUGCAAUCAAACUGUCUAAGAAUCCUGUGCUACAUGGGAGAAGCAAGCACAUUCAUGUCAGGUUUCAUUACUUAAGAGAAUUGGUGAACGAUGGAGUGAUUCAGCUCGACUACUGCAGUACACAUGAUCAGAUAUCAGACAUAAUGACAAAGGCAGUAAAGCUAGAAGCAUUUGAGAAACUCAAGAACAGGAUGGGUGUUGGCGCAAAGGAAGUAUAA
This is a messenger RNA of Camelina sativa (false flax), 975 nucleotides long. Lineage: Eukaryota; Viridiplantae; Streptophyta; Magnoliopsida; Brassicales; Brassicaceae. The record is from RefSeq and is a predicted model, not a curated record.